AUGAUCACCUCCUGGCAAAGAUUGUCGUUCAAAGACGAAAUCUUUAACUCCCAGAGAAUGAAAAUUUGGCAAAUUUCGGCAAUUUCGAGAUGGGGAAUUGUGGAUGAUAAGGCACCUGAAGACCGGUUCCACGCAAUUGGAUGGGCCAACGAACCACCAGAUGCCGCCACGUGGCAGCCCCUAGAUCAUGUGGUCGCUUCUGGUUUCAACCAUCGCCAAAGACGCUGGGUCCCACAUUUUUCAUCUUCCACUACUACUACUCCCUCUACGCUAUAA
This is a messenger RNA of Sphenostylis stenocarpa, 276 nucleotides long. Lineage: Eukaryota; Viridiplantae; Streptophyta; Magnoliopsida; Fabales; Fabaceae. The record is from the annotation of a GenBank genome assembly.